AUGGCUUUCGCGGCAACAUUGGCUCGUCGAGCAGCUGCAAAAGCUGGUGAGGCUGGGAAAGACACUGUGCUGAAGAGGGGCGCCCGCCGAGAUCCUGAGCUCUAUAUCCUCCUAGGUGUCAUGUCCGGUGCCUUUGGUCUCGCAGGAUUCUACUUCGGUCGCAAGCCUACCUCCGCCACCUCAGAAGCCGAAGUUUCGGUCGCUCAGAGCUCCAUGCCGUGGCAGGUCGAUCAUGACCACGAGGACCACUCCAAGCACUUCAAAUAUCAAUACCAUCCAAAAGGCGACAAGAACCAGACCCCCAGGAACGCUCCGAGUGCCUUGAACACGGUUAUCGUGCCCAACGUGACCCUACCAAAGGCGGUCCACGAUGCAUUCAACAAAUGGGGAAAAGAAAAUUAUUGA
Molecule: messenger RNA, 405 nt
Organism: Cladophialophora immunda
Lineage: Eukaryota; Fungi; Ascomycota; Eurotiomycetes; Chaetothyriales; Herpotrichiellaceae
Exons: 3
Coding region: 1-405 (134 amino acids)
Source: RefSeq, a predicted model, not a curated record